Molecule: messenger RNA, 1701 nt
Organism: Ictalurus punctatus (channel catfish)
Lineage: Eukaryota; Metazoa; Chordata; Actinopteri; Siluriformes; Ictaluridae
Gene: wnt11f2
Product: wnt 11, family member 2
Exons: 5
Coding region: 137-1189 (350 amino acids)
Biological process (GO): multicellular organism development; neuron differentiation; cell fate commitment
Cellular component (GO): extracellular region
Molecular function (GO): cytokine activity; frizzled binding
Source: RefSeq, a predicted model, not a curated record
CCAGGGUUGAGGGCGGGGUAUAAAUGCGACCCCCCGCGCGCUCAUCUCUGUAAACCUCUGCGCUCUCCAGGUUCUGUGCAGAAGCUCCUCGGUGGAUUCCUCAGGACUUUCAUAAUCACCCAUAAAGCGCGGAGAGAUGAAGGGAUUGCUGCUGACGUCACUGCUGAUCUGCACCAGCGCGCGCGUCACCACCGCGAUCUACUGGCUGGGUCUGACGGUGAACGGUAGUUCAGUAGGGUGGAAUGAGACGCAGCAUUGCCGCUUGCUCCACGCGAUGGUUCCGGACCAGCAGCAGUUGUGCAGGAGGAACCUGGAGCUGAUGCGCAGCGUGGUGCGAGCGGCCGAGUUCAGUAAGACGGCCUGCAGACACGCCUUCGGGGACAUGCGCUGGAACUGCUCCUCUGUAGAGCGCGCACCUCACUUCCUCCCCGACCUCGCCAAGGGUACACGUGAGGCUGCGUUCGUCUCCUCUCUCUCCGCGGCUGUUCUCAGUCACACUAUCUCUCGCGCCUGUUCGUCGGGCGAGUUGCCGAGUUGUUCGUGUGCGGCGGCUCCGGCUGAGCAGGCGUCUCCGGAUUUCCGCUGGGGAGGAUGUGGAGAUAACGUACGCUUCGGCCUGCAGAUGGGCGCGGCUUUCUCUGACGCCGCCUUAAACAGCAGACGCUCCGCCUCCCCUUCUGUGCGGCUCAUGCACCUGCACAACAACGCCGUCGGCCGACAGGUUCUGUUGGACUCGGUGGAGACGAAGUGUAAGUGUCACGGCGUCUCCGGCUCGUGUUCGGUGAAGACCUGCUGGAAGUCCCUCUUGGAUGUGGGUCAGGUCUCGGCUCAGCUCAAGGCUCGUUACCUGUCGGCCACCAAGGUGACGUCACGCCAGGUGGGCACACGCCGUCAUCUGGUUCCCCGGGACAUGGAGGUGAGACCGGUCCUGGAGAGCGAGCUCGUUUACCUGAUCAGCUCACCCGAUUACUGCACCUCCAACAUCAAGCACGGCUCAUAUGGGACCACGGACAGGCAGUGUAAUAAGACGGCAAGCGGGAGUGGCAGUUGUAAUUUGAUGUGUUGUGGGCGGGGCUACAACACCUACACUGAGCAGGUGGAGGAGCGAUGCCACUGCAGGUAUCACUGGUGCUGCUACGUCACCUGUAAGAAGUGCACACACACCGUCGAGAGACACGUCUGCAAGUGACACACACACACACUCGAGAGCCAAGAAAGAGAAGGACUCCAAGUACAAGCACUACCUCUCCCUCACUCUGUAUGUGAAUACGACCCAGGAAGCUGAUGAGUGUGUGUGUGUGUGUGUGUGCGCACACUGGACUCACACAAAGCACGAGAACAGAAAGACGAGGAAACCCCUGCGUCUCGGCUUGACCUUCGACGUGCCCUUGUCGACUUCCCCUACUCACACACACAGGUGGAGAGGAGUGUGUAUCGCAGCGGACUUUACACACAAACACACACUCUGAACGCAGAGGAUUAAAUACCAGGAUGUUGAAACGAGACGUGAAGUGGUUUUGUUCACUCCUGUUUGUGCCGCCAUUUGAGAAAGAGACUGUCAGGUUCCAGCAGUGCAUUGUGGGUAAUCUGAGUUCCUGACCCCACACACACACACACACACACACACACAGGUGUUUAUCGUGUUUGUAUCUCACUGAUGUAAAAUAAACUUCUGUGUAUGUAUUUAUUUUAAGUAAAACA